AUGGAAACGUAUCUCGACAAGGCAAAUCCAGCCGGCAUCUCGGUUUGCACCUGGGGCGUUGAAACGUGGGAGAAAUUGCACGGCGAAGGGCGGGCACUUACGAAGCAUACGUUUCAUAUUGGAUUCUGCCUCAUUGACGGCGGCCACUACUCCUGUGUCCUCGCCCAUACGGUUCAAGGUCAGCGUGCCGUCGAAGGCACCAUUGUUAACUGGAGUGCCGACAAGCCGACUCCGAGAGAAGUCCUCGAGUUCUACAAGAACGCUCAACUCUCAGUGCCGGACCGACAGGACUUUCAGCCCAGAGAAUAUGCCAUGGGACCGUCCGGCUUCAUCCACGCCGGGGUAUCGUUGGUAACCGUUGAUUCCGCGCUCGUCGAGGGGGCGGGGGACGGGGGGCCGGGGCCGGCGCAGGGGGGAUGCAUGUUGCAGGUGGCGAACGGGUCCCCUGCCUUGCUCCGCUUCGCAUCCUUUGACGCCUUCUCGAUUCCCUAUUUGGCGGUCUACUUUUUUGCGUCAGGAGGGGUCUCGACUGCCGGUUUGCGCCCGGUUACCGUUGCCGGUUACUCGAUCAAGAAGGAGCAGGAGAGAGCAGCCAUCCUCCCCCGGAACCCGGGACUCAUCCGGGCCAGUUAUCGAUUGGGCUCAAAGUGCCGCCCACUACGCUAG
Molecule: messenger RNA, 666 nt
Organism: Thermothelomyces thermophilus ATCC 42464
Lineage: Eukaryota; Fungi; Ascomycota; Sordariomycetes; Sordariales; Chaetomiaceae
Exons: 3
Coding region: 1-666 (221 amino acids)
Source: RefSeq, a predicted model, not a curated record